This is a messenger RNA of Exophiala xenobiotica, 1041 nucleotides long. RefSeq lists its product as uncharacterized. The transcript is spliced from 4 exons. The record is from RefSeq and is a predicted model, not a curated record. NCBI's taxonomy places the organism in Eukaryota, Fungi, Ascomycota, Eurotiomycetes, Chaetothyriales, Herpotrichiellaceae. Bases 202 to 768 code for a protein of 188 amino acids.
CGAUGAUAGCUUCAACUUGGACCCGAGCGACAGCACAUGUCGGGUAGGCAAGGGUCUUCUAUAUCUCCUUUCUUUCUCUUUUCUUUCGUCUUCCUGUUUUUGUCUCGUUGGCGAUAGCUUCAUUCCCAUAUAAAGAUAUAAAGAGGUAUCAUCUCGUAUUUCUUCCACGAGUAUUCUUACAGAAGGGAGACAUAGUAAACAAUGCGUUCCGCUAUCGUCGCCGUCUCCGCAAUUCUCGCAGGCAUCGUGUCUGCGCAGACGAGCCCGACAAUUCCUACAUGUGCGAACACAUGUAUCACGGACGCUCUACCAUCAUCGUGCAACCUCGAUCCAUCGUGCAUCUGCCAUACACCAUCCUUCAUCACCAGCAUCAGCUGCUGUAUCUCUCAGAGCUGCGACGUUGCUGAUCAACAGGCCGCACUCGCUUACGCGCAUUCAAUCUGCGAUCCUGUUGGUGCUUCAUCGCUUCUGCCCGCCUCCGCAGGCUGCUCCGCCAAUUCGACAGCCUCUGCGACAAGUGGCAGCUCCAGUGGCACCGCGGCCGCCAGUAUCACCGGCAGUGCCUCCUCAGCUUCAGCCUCGAUCUCCUCUGCCCUAAGCAGUGCCUCUUCGUCCAUCAGUGCCGCUACCUCCUCCGCGGCGUCGAGUGCCUCUGCUGCCGCGACUAGCGCCUCCUCGAGUGCUCUUGCCGAUGGAAAGAUGAGCGUGCAGGGCGUCGGUUUAGGUGUUGUGGGCGCAGCGGUUUUGGGGGUCGCUGCGCUGCUUUAGGCCAAGAUAUGGGCGGUGUGCGAGAUAUACGGUGGAGAAGGAGAUGAUACAAGUCAUGUUGAAAAGAUUGUACAGUUUGAAUCAGAUUCGAGUUUAUACAAUAUAACGCUCUUUGGCAGGUACUGGACAAGCAAUAUAGAUGGUGGAAGCUGCGCAGCGGAUACAUGUUGAAGGGUUAUUCAUCCUCUUCCUCAAUCUCCCUCCUUCGUGCCAGCAGUCCACCAAUUUCUCUUCCCUCAUCUUUCAGCACCGUCCAAAGGUAUCCCCAGAAUA